AACAAUUUUAUCUCAACAAUCACGAUGCAAAUGAGAUAGGGAGAAGCAGCAAUGUCGUCUUCUUUGCUGCGGUUUGGAAUCUCAAGGCCGUCUUCUUCUUCUUCUUCUUAUAAGAACUUAGUAAGCUCUCACUCCUUUGGGCUCGCUACGUCUUCUUUGUCAUGGGCAAACAACACACCUCACCACACAAAGCUCAAGCAAAAGCAAAAGCUUUGUGUUAAAGGUUCAGCUCAAGAGAUUCCACAGACACUAGAAGAAGAUUCGAAGUUUGUACCUUUAGAUCCUCAAGAUCCUGUGUUCGGCCCUCCUGUUUUGCUGUUGCUUGGCUUUCAAAUUCAUGAAGCACAGAAGAUACAAGAGCUUCUUAAGGAACUCGAUGGUGAAUUCAUGAAGAUUAUGUUCUGUACAGAAGAUAUGAUCCCACGUUCGUUAUGGGAAGCAGUUAACACAAGACAGACUGACCUGAAGAGAGUUAAAAUUGCGGAGUCGCUGCCACGGAUAUGCUUCUUAUCUGGUUUGACAGGGGAAGAGAUGAUGAUGUUCAUUGAUGCAUUUCCAGAAUCUGGGCUAGAACCAGCUGUGUUUGCAGCUAUGGUUCCGAACAGCGCUGAUAAACCCAUCUCGGAGUUGAUGGACGAAAUCAUGGGAGAUCAUGAGUUGUUGACCGGGAGCGGUUCCAGCUGAAGAAAGACGAGAGGACAGCUCUGGAAAGGCUCUGUAAGUUGGCUCUUAUGUGUUUUGUUCCGCUAUGUGAAUUCGAUCAGAUAAAGAGUGUUGUGUUACUUGUAUUUACAUAACAGAGAUAAUCUUAGUCAUUUUAUUAGUCUUCGUGUACAUUACAAACACUACAUACGUGGAUUAAUAGUCAGUAUUUAUCUGCUAAA
Brassica rapa (field mustard) is the source of this 884-nucleotide messenger RNA. RefSeq lists its product as uncharacterized. The record is from RefSeq and is a predicted model, not a curated record. NCBI's taxonomy places the organism in Eukaryota, Viridiplantae, Streptophyta, Magnoliopsida, Brassicales, Brassicaceae.